AUGCUUUUUUGGGUGAUUACAAGUCUGCUGCUGGCGAGUGUUGCAGUUGCAGGUGUAGCCCUGGACCCAUGCUCUGCGUACAUCAGCCUGAAUGAACCUUGGAGGAACACAGAUUACCACGUCAACCAGUCAUCCGGCGUGCCCCUUUGUGACAGCCACGUGUCGGGAGAAUGGUACCGCUUCACGGGCAUGGCCGGGGAUGCCAUGCCCACCUUCUGCGUCUCUGAGAACCACUGUGGCACGCAUGCUCCCAUCUGGCUCAACGGCAGCCACCCUCAACCCCACGAAGGCAUCGUCACCCUGCCGGUUUGUGCCAGCUUCAACGACAACUGUUGCCACUGGAACGCCAGUAUAGAUGUGAAGGCCUGUACCGGAGGAUAUUUUGUUUAUCGCCUGCCCAGACCCUCAGUCUGCUUCCAUGUGUACUGUGGCCAUUUCUAUGACAUCUGUGAUGAGGUGGACUGCGCAGGUCCCAAAUGUCCCGAGUCUGACUGCCGCUGUGCACCUGGAACUGUCCUGGGACCGGACAGACAGACAUGCCUGGAUCUCAACGAAUGUGGAAAGGGCAACGGUGGCUGUGCAGAGGUGUGUGUGAACACCAAAGGCUCCUGGCGCUGUGAGUGUGGGUUGGGUCGCGUGAUGGACGGUGAUGGACACAACUGCAGAGAGAUAGCAGGCUGUCAUGUUAACAAUGGAGGGUGCAGCCAUGGCUGCUCCUCGCUGCUGGACUCCUAUCAGUGCCACUGUCCCAGAGGGCUGGAGCUGGGAGAGGAUAAACGCACAUGUCAGGUGCCAGUCCAGUGUGAUCCCAGCUCUAUUAUUGUGUCUGUUCCUAAAGACCUCGUAGGAGGACUGGAGCUCUCCCUGUCCAACUCGUCUUGUCGAGGUGUCUCCAAUGGCACACACAUCAACCUCAGCUUCAGCCUCAAGACCUGCGGCACAGUGGUGGAGGUGACAGAUGACAAGAUUGUGGGGACCAACCUGGUGACAGGCCUCCCUCGGAGCAGCCCAGGCAGCAGCAGGGACUUGAUAGUUCGCACCAGCAAGUUAGUGCUCCCGGUCACCUGUGAGUUCCCCAGGGAAUACCAGGUAUCAGACGGAUACCAGGCCAGUCAGCGAAGCUCAGCCCUUGAGCUGGCAGGCCACAGUGAGGGAGUCUUCCCCUUCUCCCUGGAGCUCUUCAGGAGCGCAGAGUUCUCGGAGCCCUACCGCACCCCACCCCAGCUCCGCCUGCACGACUCCCUGUUCUUCGGGGUGGAGCCAAAGGAGAGGGUGGAGGGCCUCUCUGCACUGGUAGAGAGCUGCUUUGCCACACCGGGGCCCAGAGCUGACCAGGCCCUCAAGUAUUAUCUCAUCAAAGACGGCUGUAUCUCUGAUGAAACAGUGACACAGUACUCAUCAAAGGACCAGCUCUCUAAGCACUACCAGGUCCCUGUCUUCAAGUUCAUUGGCAAAGACAACCGACAAGUGUUCCUCCACUGCCAGGUGUUGGUGUGCGGGGCAGGAGACUCCCACUGCGCUAAGCGCUGUCGAGGACGUGCCCGCCGAAAGGUUCGGAACGGGGAACCUCAGGAGCAGCACACACUAACUGGAGGCCCCAUCUUCAUCUUGCCUGACUAA
Molecule: messenger RNA, 1620 nt
Organism: Cyclopterus lumpus (lumpfish)
Lineage: Eukaryota; Metazoa; Chordata; Actinopteri; Perciformes; Cyclopteridae
Gene: oit3
Product: oncoprotein induced transcript 3
Exons: 9
Coding region: 1-1620 (539 amino acids)
Molecular function (GO): calcium ion binding
Source: RefSeq, a predicted model, not a curated record